Messenger RNA from Candidula unifasciata, 926 nucleotides. NCBI's taxonomy places the organism in Eukaryota, Metazoa, Mollusca, Gastropoda, Stylommatophora, Geomitridae. The record is from the annotation of a GenBank genome assembly.
GUGGUUGUAGUGGUGGUGGUGGAGGUGGUAGUAGUGGUGGAGGUGGUAGUAGUGGUGGAGGUGGUAGUAGUGGUGGAGGUGGUAGUAGUGGUGGCGGUGGAGGUGGUAGUAGUGGUGAUGACAGAAGUGGUAGUGGUGGUGGUGGAGGUGGAGGUGGUAGUAAUGGUGUUAGAAGUGGAUGUGGUGGAGGUUGUAGUAUUGGUUAUGGCAAUAGUGACGGUUUUAGCAGCGGUAGUUGUGGCAGUAGUGGUGUUGAUGGAGGCGGUAGUAGUGGUCUUGGUGAAAGUGGUAGAAGUUGUGGUGGUGGAGGUGGUAGUAGUGGUUGUGGUAGUAGUGGUGGUAGUGGAGGUGGUAGUAGUGGUGGUGGUGGAGGUGGUAGUAGUGGUUGUGGUGGAAGUGGUAGUAGUGGUGAUGGUGAAGGUGGUAGUAGUGGUGGAGGUAGUAGUAGUGGUGGUGGUGGAGGUGGUAGUAGUGUUGGUGGUGAAGGUGGUAGUAGUGGUGGAGGUGGUAGUAGUGGUGGUGGUGGAGGUGGUAGUAGUGGUGGUGGUGAAGGUGGUAGUAGUGGUGGAGGAAGUAGUAAGGGUGGUGGUGAAGGUGGUAGUAGUGGUGGUGGUGAAGGUGGUUGUAGUGGUGGUGGUGAAGGUGGUAGUAGUGGUGGAGGUGGUAGUAGUGGUGGUGGUGGAUGUGGUAGUAGUGGUAGUGGUGAAGGUGGUAGUAGUGGUGGAGGUAGUAGUAGUGGUGGCGGUGGAGGUGGUAGUAGUGGUGAUGACAGUAGUGGUGGUGACAGUAGUAGUGGUAAUGAUGGUAGUAGUAAUUCUAGAGGCGGUAGGAACCACCCCCCCCCCCCCCCGCCCCACCUCCGUACAACCGUAACCUGUACGUCAGAAAGAGUAGGGAGAUUAAAGCCAGUGAAAUCACAUCCCUGA